This is a messenger RNA of Hevea brasiliensis (rubber tree), 3254 nucleotides long. RefSeq lists its product as uncharacterized. Gene Ontology annotation, biological process: double-strand break repair via homologous recombination; protein deubiquitination. NCBI's taxonomy places the organism in Eukaryota, Viridiplantae, Streptophyta, Magnoliopsida, Malpighiales, Euphorbiaceae. Gene Ontology annotation, molecular function: ubiquitin binding. The record is from RefSeq and is a predicted model, not a curated record. The transcript is spliced from 19 exons. The coding region runs from base 276 to 2564 and encodes 762 amino acids.
CUUUGACCUUACUUUCCCGUGCAGUUUUGGAGAAGGAGAGCCUGUUGUUUAUGAAUUUUUUUUUUUUUUCCCCCUGUUCCCAAAUCUCUCCUUCCUUGAGUUCUUCCCCCUCUCUUCCUUUCCCUCUCGGUUAUGUGAAACUCGAAGAAUAAAACAAAACGAAGCAAAAACACUAUCACAAUCUCUAGGGUUUUUUCAACUCUCAAUCUGUUCAAUCAAACGCUUUCAGAUUCCACUCUCUCCAUCGAAUUCUAUCACUUCCCUGGGUUAUUGCAAUGCACCGUGUGGGUAGUGCAGGGAACAAUUCCAAUUCUGUUCGCCCGCGCAAAGAGAAGAGGCUUACGUAUGUGCUGAGUGAUGCUGAUGAUACAAAGCAUUGUGCUGGCAUAAAUUGCUUGGCUGUGUUAAAAUCACCUGUAUCUGAUGGGAGUGAUUACCUCUUCACUGGGAGUCGUGAUGGCACACUGAAGAGAUGGGCAUUGGCUGAAGAUUCUGCUUCAUAUUCUGCUACAUUUGAAUCACAUGUUGAUUGGGUAAAUGAUGCUGUCCUUGUUGGUUAUAGUACACUUGUCUCCUGCUCCUCAGACACCACCCUCAAGACUUGGAAUUGCUUGUCUGAUGGAAUUUGUACCAGGACUCUUCGACAGCACUCUGACUACGUUACUUGUCUUGCUGCAGCAGAAAAAAAUAGCAAUAUUGUUGCCUCUAGUGGCCUUGGUGGGGAGGUUUUCAUAUGGGAUCUUGAAGCUGCACUUGCUUCAGUCUCAAAGUCAAAUGAUGCGAUGGAAGAGGAUUGUUCAAAUGGUGUCAAUGGUUCUGGCAAUCCAUUGCCCAUGACAAGUUUACGCACCAUUGGGUCAAGCAACAACAUAUCUAUGCAUACAACUCAGUCCCAUGGAUAUGUCCCAAUUGCUGCGAAAGGCCAUAAGGAGUCAGUUUAUGCAUUGGCAAUGAAUGAGAGUGGAACUAUUCUCGUCUCUGGUGGAACUGAGAAGGUUGUGCGUGUUUGGGAUUCGAGAACUGGUUCAAAGACUAUGAAGCUAAGAGGGCACACUGAUAAUAUUAGGGCUUUGCUUUUGGAUUCUACUGGCAGGUUUUGCUUAUCUGGAUCCUCUGAUUCUAUGAUCAGACUAUGGGACCUUGGUCAGCAGCGUUGUGUGCAUUCAUAUGCUGUGCAUACAGAUUCUGUCUGGGCACUUGCCAGCACACCAACGUUUAGCCAUGUUUAUAGUGGUGGGAGGGACCUAUCCUUAUACUUGACAGACUUGGCAACAAGAGAGAGUCUUUUGCUUUGUACAAAGGAACAUCCUGUUUUGCAGUUGGCAUUGCAUGAUGAUAGCAUAUGGGUUGCGACAACAGAUUCUUCAGUUCAUAGAUGGCCUGCCGAAGGACGCAAUCCUCAAAAGGUCUUCCAAAGAGGUGGUUCAUUUUUAGCUGGAAACCUAUCCUUUUCGAGGGCGAGGAUUUCUUUAGAAGGAUCGACUCCGGUUUCUGUCUACAAAGAACCAACUUUAAGCAUUCCUGGAACUCCGGCAAUAGUGCAGCAUGAAAUUUUAAAUAACAGAAGACAUGUCCUGACAAAGGAUACUACUGGUUCAGUGAAGCUAUGGGAGAUCACAAGGGGUGUUGUAGUUCAGGACUUUGGAAAGGUGUCAUUUGAGGAGAAAAAGGAGCAAUUAUUUGAAAUGGUAAGCAUCCCUGGGUGGUUCACUGUGGAUACAAGGCUUGGAAGCCUGUCUGUUCAUUUGGACACACCACAAUGCUUUUCUGCAGAGAUGUAUUCUGCAGACCUUAACAUAGCCGGAAAACCUGAAGAUGAUAAGGUCAAUCUAGCUCGUGAAACCCUUAAAGGUCUGUUGGCUCAUUGGAUGGCGAAAAGAAGGCAAAGACUUGGAUCCCAAUCUUCAGCUAAUGGGGACGUUUUAUCUGGGAAAGAUAUUACUUCCAGAAGUCUUGCUCGUUCAAGAAUUGAGAUAGAUGGUAGCGCCGAAAAUGACUCCAUGGUGUAUCCCUCGUUUGAAUUUUCAACAAAUUCCCCUCCUUCAAUUAUCACUGAAGGCUCUCAAGGAGGCCCAUGGAGAAAGAAAGUGACUGAUUUAGAUGGAACUGAGGAUGAAAAGGACUUCCCUUGGUGGUGUUUGGAUUGUGUAUUGCAUAAUCGCCUUCCUCCAAGAGAAAACACCAAGUGCAGCUUUUAUCUGCAUCCUUGUGAAGGUUCAGCUGUACAGAUCCUCACGCAAGGCAAGCUGAGUGCACCCCGCAUACUGAGAAUACACAAAGUUGUCAAUUAUGUCAUAGAAAAGAUGGUCCUUGACAAACCGCUGGAUAAUCCUGAUGGAAGUUUUGCUCCUGGACUUGGUGGAGGACAGUUACAGCAUUCCACUGUUGGAGAUGGAUCCUAUCGACCUGGACUGAAGCCUUGGCAAAAGCUGAGGCCUUCCAUAGAGAUUUUGUGCAACAAUCAGGUCUUAUCCCCAGACAUGAGCUUAGCCACCGUGAGAGCUUACAUAUGGAAGAAACCUGAGGAUCUGGUCCUUAACUACAGACUGGUUCAGGGCAGGUGACUCCAUACAACUUUUGGGAGGAGAACAAAUGGUUGCUCUAUUUUCAGACUGUUAUUUAAUGGGUUACAGGGGGAACUUGGCUCUCUGAUGGAAAUAUUGUGCUUGUGUAAAAUAUUGGGGAACACAUUGGUUCUUCAGGGGUCCUCAGCAUAAUCAGUCUUAUAAUGAUCCUUGUAAAUUUGGAAAAGCAAUUGAUUUCUGGCCAUUCUCCAAACUAGCUGAGAAGAUCUUGGUUAGCGUUUUCCUUUGUUGGACUGAUGGUGUAUAACUUUUGAACCUCGUCUAGCCAGCAUGCAAGCUAUUUUUGAUGGACAUAGCAAAGUCAUAGGGCAAGUCUGCACGUGGCAAUAGAAUUGUUUGUGACUGUUGAGAGUUAAUGGCAAGGAGCUUGCUAAGCGGUGCCAACUAGAGUCAUGAUGUGGAAAGCUUUGUAGAUUUGUAUUGUUGGUACAAUACAUAGCCAUAGAAACUGUUAUUAAGGUUUUUCUUUAUUUUUUUAUUAUGUUCUUUUUGCUUUUCGUGGAAAUAAUACAAUUUCCAUUCAUUUUGAUCUAGUCAUUUUAUUUAUCUGCCUACAAUUUUUUUGCCCACUUCGAAUGCUCCCAUGUAACCUUUUUCGAGGUGAACAAUACUCUGUAACUGCAGAAGUAUUCGGUGAGAGCAUUUAAAGAGAUUAUAGGCUUCUUACCA